UAGCAUAUAGAUUAGAAUUCAAUUAUAUUUGGGGGCAAUCUCUCUGCUAUCUUAUGUCAUUCCAAAGCUCAACAAAACACCAAUGUCUCAUUUCCUAGAUCAGGCAGCCAUUGAUGAAGUAAUAGCAUUAGGGAUAGAUUUGCAGUUUGACGAUGAAAUUGCGUUAAAAAUUAAACAAAGAGAAGAAAAUCCUCCGAACAAUUUUCAACAUGAUGUUCCUUCGACUAGUGGAGGAAGUAGUUUACCUAAUCAAACUGCUACUACUGAGAACAACAAUCCAGAAAAUGAAAUAGAAGAUGUUAUCUCUGGAUUACCAACUCAAAAGUACCGUCGCAAAACCUGGUGGAGAAGGAGAUCAUUUGUUCCCGAUAAAAACGAGUGUUCCAUAUGUACAGUCAGCUAUGAGAAGGGAGAUAAGAUAACUAUGUUACCAUGCAAGCAUGCCUUCCAUAAGGAUUGCAUUUCAAAUUGGUUAAAAGAAAACAAGGUAUGCUGUGAAUGCCAAGCCGAAGUUAAUCCGUAAUUGGAACCGUUAUACUAACUGUCAUGGGGUGAUAAGAUUAAUAUCUUCUAUAAGCCAGGUUGAUGUAGUGUUCUGGCAU
This is a messenger RNA of Camelina sativa (false flax), 602 nucleotides long. The record is from RefSeq and is a predicted model, not a curated record. Lineage: Eukaryota; Viridiplantae; Streptophyta; Magnoliopsida; Brassicales; Brassicaceae.